Messenger RNA from Coregonus clupeaformis (lake whitefish), 9035 nucleotides. Its product is annotated as arf-GAP with GTPase, ANK repeat and PH domain-containing protein 1. The record is from RefSeq and is a predicted model, not a curated record. Gene Ontology annotation, molecular function: GTPase activator activity; protein binding; GTP binding. The transcript is spliced from 19 exons. Lineage: Eukaryota; Metazoa; Chordata; Actinopteri; Salmoniformes; Salmonidae. Gene Ontology annotation, cellular component: nucleus. The coding region runs from base 1868 to 5575 and encodes 1235 amino acids.
CCUCCCUUUUCUGUGCCCCAAGAUUUAUGACCCAUUCAGUUUGUUUUCAAACCACCUUAUUUAUUUGUUGGUUAUACCCUCCCCCACACAUACUCUCCUGUUCAUUUCUCUCCUAUCCUCCUCUCUCUCUCUCUUUCUCUUUCCUCCCUCGCUCUCUCCUUUCAUUCAUCCCUGUGACGUCUGUGGGAUUUUUCAACUAUUUUUUUUCCUCCAGUGCAUCAUCGCUCUCUCCCUCUUUCCUGAGAGGCAGGAUGGGAGGGGAGAGAAGGAGAGAGAGAGCGGGAACUGCCCGGAGAUUGCCUGAAAAAGAGAGCGUGAGGGAGAGAGACAGAGAGAGCAAGUGAUGGGUAGGAGGAGGCAGAGGUUUUUGUCCUCUUUGUUUUGUCUGAUCCGACACGAGCCACAGAACGUGUGGGCUUGACCGAGGACAGGCAUCUCUUCCAGGACGCAUCACCCUCAGCCUUCCCCUCUGUCUGUCUGCCUGCCUGGAGCUGAGGCUGGAGCUGGAUUAGCUGUUGGCUAACGGAGAGGCUAGUGGCCCUGAGGAGAGCUGGAGGAGGAAAGGAGGAGGGGCUGAGCUGAGCCAGUGGGCUUGCGCUCUGCUUCACAGACACAUUUUAUUGACUUGCUAAUUGCCUGAGACACCCGGAGGAGAGGAUGCAGUGAGGGAAGGGAGGGAAGGAACCUACUGUACAUAAGAGUAUUACAGGCAGAGGAACAGAGAAACAGUGACUGUGUUCUGCCUAUCUGGCCACCAUCUCUGCUUCUCUUUGCUGGGGGAAUUACAACAGAUGUUUGCAGCCUGCCUUUCAUUGAUCCAUGCGACGUGCAUACGUGAUUCAUGCAUGACAUUAGUGUGUCUUUGCCUCGCAUGCAGUCGGAAGGAGAGUCUCGCCACCACACGCUUUGCGACACGUAAAUGAUUUCCAUAUUUAUGUUUUUUCUCAUAUUUACCUUCAAAAUGUUUUUCCUCUGCUGGGUCAGCUAAAGCGGUUGUUUGCUGUGUUGCCUGCUAUGUCUGGUUUGUCUUUACCACGGUACAUACCCUUUGGUGUCUGUGACGGUGCGACAUAAAAAUGGCAACAAUUAUUUGUUAACCAAUCAAAUGUAAUGGGAAUAGGAAAAUAAGAAGUUUCUGAAGCGUACAAUGGAUAUUCUUCAAUAGAAAUGAAGAAAUGAUCUGAAGAAAAGCUUACAGACUGAAGACUGGCUUGAGGCAGUUCAUCUUAUGUGCUUUUGUGGAGUGGGGAACUACGUAGUACAGUCUUGGUGGAGAAAUGGACCAAGCUCAUUUGUUGACUCUAUCAUAAUUCCAGACUACCCAGUCUCAAACAUCAAGAUCGUGGAAAGCAAUCUCAGAUCCCUGGCUUUGGGCUGUAUAAUUAAUCUUGCGUAUGGAGAGAGGGAGGGAAAGAGAAAGGGAGGAUUGUGAAUGAACCCGUGGAGGCGUCCAGUGGCGUCUUUAUGCAUCAGCAAAGAGGAGGUGAAAAACUACAGUCUAGACUUAAUUCAGUAACUUAGCCUUGUUAAGUAUGCUCCACUAAUUCAAGAUACUUUAGAGUGAUUCUCUGUCUUGCUUGUGCUGACUCUUGAGUUUUCACAUCAUGGGUUCAGAAGCCUGAAGAAGCAAUCCAGCAAGACUCCAACCACCUCUUGACAAAGUUACCAUUCACCCACAUCAGACGUAUCCCUACGCCAGGUAGUUUGACAGUACCAUCUGACUGGUGUCUGGCCUGGCUGUUGUCUCUGUGGUGAAGCCUCCGGCUGUGGUUUGCUAUGCCUGUUCCCUGUGGGUCUGUCUGGGUCAGAGCGAGGGCGCUGCCACUCCGCUGAGGUUGGUCUGCCUGUCUUCCAGCCUGCCGCCCCCAUGAGCCACGCGGGCACCCUACAGAGACGCACCACCUACCUCAUCUCCCUUACCUUGGUCAAGGUCGAGGCUGUGGGGGGUGAUGGAGGGUCCAUCGGGCCCCAGCCACAACGGACCCUUGCUCUGGGGAGAGCAGGAGUGGAGGGCCCAGAGGAUGAGGAGGAUGAGGAGCUGAGCAGGACCACUGAGGAUGAGGGAGGACAUGCAUGUCCCGAGGGGGACACAGAGAUGGAGGAAGAGGAGCAGGAGGACUUUGGGAGGCCUGUUCAGGAGAGGGAGAAGCCUGAGAUGAAGGCGAGAGAGAGUCGUGGUCCAGGCUCCUCAAAAGAUGUCUUGUUGGGGACUAAGAGCAAGGAGUCUCCCCUCUUACCGAAGAAUGUGAAAGACCAAGUGAAGGGACUUGCAGGGGUGUCAGAUGUCCCCUCAGUGGGAGGGCUGAGGAGAGAGGGAACCCGCCCUAAAACAGAGCUCUAUAGGGAGCCACCCAUGCUGUUUCCAAGGGGCGAGGAGGUGAUGGGCAACCCAAGCAACACCCUCUCCCGGGGCAGCAUGCCCAUCACCGUACCGCCCAGGCUCAUCCAGAGACCUGAGGUCCUGAUGAGGUCACAUGCCGGGGGCGGUGCUGUAAGCCGGCGGGAGUUGAGGGAAGCCAAUCAGAGUAUGCCUCCAUCCGCCAAGAGUCUGGACCGCAAAGACAACCGCAUAGGGGACCGGUCGCCAAUGACAGCUGCUGUGGCUUCCCUGGGACCUUACCGGGCGUCCUGGGCGGACAGUGACGGCAGGUCCACCCUCCUUCGCCAGGGGGCCCCCGUGGGGGGAGGGUUUACGGACGUGGUGACCAGGGAAAGCCCCCGAGGGGACCGGCUGAAGACAGGCUCCACCUCCCUGCCAGCCCAACCCACCCCCCAGAUGUCCAAGCCGCCGAGGAAGGGCAAGAGCCGCACUCUGGACAACAGUGACCUGCACUCCCUCUCUGAGGACCUGAAGAAAGGGAAGGACAGCCAGGGUCAGGGGGGGACCACCCAGCGCGCCCCCGCCCGUGACCGCAAGAUGCUCAAGUUUAUCAGUGGGAUCUUCACAAAAAGUACAACUGCGCCUCCCAGCUCCAACACAGCGCCCCCUAUCUACACGCCCGUUCAGAGGGGCUCUAGUGAGGAGGAAGCGGCGUGCGCUAAUAGUCAAGAAUGGACCUUCAGUCGAACCGUCCAAGAGCUCCGUCUGGGGGUGUUGGGAGGUCUCCGCAGUGGGAAGUCAGCCCUGGUCCACAGACACAUGAGCGGGAGCUACCAGCCCAUGGAGAACCCAGAAGGGGGCAGGUAUAAGAAGGAGGUACUUGUUGAAGGCAACAGUCACAUUUUGCUGAUCAGGGAGGAGACAGGACCCCCGGAUGCACAGAUGGCUAGCUGGGUGGAUGGGGUCAUCCUGGUCUUCAGUCUGGAGAACGAGGCCAGUUUCCAGGAAGUGUACAGGAACUACAGCGAGCUUGGCAUCCACCGUAACAUCGCUGAGAUCCCCUUCAUAGUGGUGGGAACCCAGGAUAAAAUCACCAGCACCAACCCUCGGGUGAUAGAGGAUGCCAGGGCUAGACAGCUGUGUUCAGACGUGAGGCGCUGUACCUACUACGAGACAUGCGCUACCUACGGCCUCAAUGUCAACCGCGUCUUCACCGAGGCUGCCCAGAAGAUCAUGGCAGUGAAGAAGCAGGCAGCUCAACUGGCCUCCUGUAAAUCCCUGCCCAACUCCCCCAGUCACUCUGAAGGCUCUACCCCAGUGUCAGGAGUCUUCCCUGGGCAGGCCAGUAACGGUGGUCAGAGCAGUGACUACUCAUCCUCCCUACCCUCCACCCCAGUGAUCAGUCAUAAGGAGAUUGGUGGGGCAGCAGGGGGGGAGAGGCUGGGCAACGCCACCCCAGGGUCUGUCCGCAGUGCCAACCGGCGACGCACCGGCUCCCGCUUCACGGGCCGUAGGGGUAGUGACUCAGAGAGGAGGAGUACAGACGGUAAGACAGGAGACCUGGGCAGUGGACGCUCCAUUCCCAUCAAACAGAGUAUCCUGCUGAAGCGCAGUGGGAACUCCAUCAACAAGGAAUGGAAGAAGAAAUACGUCACGCUGUCCAACAACGGCAUGCUCUCCUAUCACUCCAGCGUCAACGAUUACGUGCAGAACGCCCAUGGGAAAGAGAUGGACCUGCUGAGGGUGACUGUGAAGGUGCCAGGGAAACGCCCGCCCCGCGCUGGUGCCGUCCCUUCCUGUGGCCCUCCGCCCGGCCUCAACGGCAUGGUCAAAGAUGUCCAGCGGCCUGACGGGGCCAGCGCGGUCCCUGGUAGUGGUAGUACCCUCCUGCCAGUAGAGGAGGGGGCGGGAGGAGGGUUGUCUCCUGGGGGGAACAGAGGGGUGCAGCGCUGCCCCUCUACUCUCUCUAACAAGGCCCAAAGCGUGGACUCUGCCAUCGAGGGGGUGUCCAGCCCCUCCUCCUCUAAAGAUACAGGCCCCGCCUCCCCAAUGGUUGACAGGAAGAAGCAUCGCAGGAAGAAGAGCAUGAACCAGAAAGGAGACAUAGCCAUUGGCCAAGCAGAUGCAAAGCGCAAAAUGUGGAAACUAAAAAGCUUUGGUAGCUUAAGAAACAUAAACAAGACAGACGAGGAUAACUUUGACUUUCUGAUCGUGUCGAGCACGGGCCAGACGUGGCACUUCGAGGCCCAGAGUGUGGAGGAGAGGGACUCCUGGGUGACAGCCAUCGAAAGCCAGAUCCUGGCCAGCCUGCAGCUGUGUGAGAGCAGCAAGAACAAGGCUCGUAAGAACAGCCAGAGUGAAGCUGUGGCACUGCAGGCUAUCCGUAACGCCAAGGGCAACAGCCUCUGUGUGGACUGUGAAGCACCUAACCCAACGUGGGCCAGUCUGAACUUGGGGGCUCUGAUCUGCAUUGAGUGUUCAGGGAUCCACAGGAACCUGGGCACCCACCUGUCCCGUGUCCGCUCUCUGGACCUGGACGACCUGCCCAGAGAACUCACCCUGGUGCUGGGCGCCAUCGGCAACCACCUGGCCAACAGCAUCUGGGAGGGACGCACGCUGGGCCGUCGAAAACCCACGCCCGACGCCACCCGAGAGGAGCGGGAGUCAUGGAUCCGGGCCAAGUACGAGCAGAGGUUGUUUGUGGCUCUGCUGGCCCUGCCCUCCCUCUCCCCCAGCCAGGGGUUAGAGGUCAACACACUCUCAGCCAGUCUUCUGGCGGCCGUGAUGGAGAGGGACCUCCCCCGCCUGCUCCUCCUCCUGGCCCACAGCAACAAGGAUGACAUCAAUGCCCCCCUUCCCCCAGGGGGUCACCUCUCUCCACACCCCCCUGCUGCCUCCCCCAGCUCUCCCCUGGGGGGCUCCCCCCUGCUGCCUUGCUCCGCGCUGCACGCCGCCUGCCAGCUCGGCGACGUGGUCAUGACCCAGCUGCUGGUCUGGUAUGGCAGUGAUGUGAGGUGUCGGGACGCCCAGGGGCAGACAGCCCUCACGUUCGCACGUUAUGCUGGCAGUCAGGAGUGUGCCGACAUCCUCCUGCAGUACGGCUGCCCCAACGAGCCCGCCCCCUCGGUUGCCACGACACCAAGCCUCUCUGUUGCCACGACACCAAGCCUCUCGGUUGCCACAACACCCAGCCUUUCCCGCAAGAGCAGCGCCGGCAGCCUCAGUCGCAGCAGCUCCAGAAGAGCAGUGUCUUAAUGGGACAGGGGUUAGAGAACACUGUGUGUGUCUCUGUGUGUGUGUGUGUGCGUGUAAGAGAGAGAGGUGGGUAUGUGUUGUUUGGGUGGAUGUGUGUGUCAGUGUGUGUUAGAAUAUUGGUGUGUGUGAGGUUGUGUGGGUGGUGCAUGUGUGUUUGUAAGCAUAUGUAUGCCAGGGUGGCACUAGUUGAAGGGGGAGGCUGUGUGCUCACAGUGUCCUCUAAAAAGGAACUCAUAAAGUCACACCAGGAUGUAGUCACAGACCAAAAGGACUGAAUGGACAAGCAGCCAAUACUGUCACCACCGAGAAGGCAGAGUUCACUCUUACCUGGCUCUGUGUGUGUGUGUGUGUGUGCGAGUGAGAGAAUCUACUCAGUGGCUACCUUGUCCCCACUAUGAAGCUGAUGAUCGACUCUUCCAGGUGGGAACUUUGACCUGCCAAAAGCUGUGCUACUGCUACACCACCCCCCCCGUGCACGGCACCUUAGUAACACACAGACAGAAAGACAAAGGGAUAAUGUAAUGACAAGCGCUGGGGCCAAAAUGGUGGCCCGUGCUGUAUGCUGACUUGGGUUCAUGCCCAAUCACAUCUCUCAAACCACAGGGCUGGGAGAGGAAAAUGAACCAGAGGUACAGAACUGCAAUAAUUGAAUUACCAGUGUGAGACAAUGGAUUUGUCGCUCUUUCUCACACUACUGUACCUCUAGGUGCUUGGAAUCCCAUGAUAACAGACUACAAAAUGAAAACGGGAAGAUGGUUUCCGUUCUCGAUGGCAGAGAAUGUCAGUUUAAAAUUCAAUAUAAACAUUUCGAUGGUUAGGUUGACGUGAAGUGGAACAGGUUAACUCAAAAUGCAGCUAAAUCUAUGAAGAUGCUACAUUAUGAUAAAAGGAGUAUGAGGGGGCUCAUUGAAUCCUCUGAAUGGCAUUGUACUUACUCAAACAGAAACUAAACAGUGGAGCCAAGACCAACACCAAUUGCUAGUUACUGAACAUUGCUCAGCUGAGGUCAAAUUCAAAAUAAAUACUGUCCGACAGAUAUAGGAUUUGUAUUUUAAGAAUUUAGAUCAAAAUAAUAAUUGUAUAGAAAGACAUAUAUUAAAUUGAUAUUAUUACUUUACUUGUCAUAGUCAUCAAUAUUGAGAAGUACUUCAUGUUCAAGAAUGUUAUUGUAUGUUCUGAAGUUUGUAUGGUAGGUUCUUGUUUGUAAUACACAGGGGUUACUCUUAGCUGUUGAGAGAUUCAAAACUGUGACAGAUUUUGUGAUUUAUUUUAUUUGGCAGUCAUGUGAAAAAGUAAGUACACCCCCUUGGACACAUGGAUAUUUGAGCUAAAUUCCAACCACAUUAAUUCAUAAAGGUAAUCCAAUUGAACAAAUCACACACAAAAAAAAUGUUACUUUGAAAAUGUUAUGCAAUUAAAAUAAACAAAAAUGCAAUUUCCUUAUGCGGAAAAUAUUAGUACACCGCUACCUUUACCAUCACAUAAAAUUGCAAAAAUUUGAAUCAGGUGCACCAAAACAGGUGAAAAUCAUUAGAGAGUAACUUGGGAGGGUCCAGCCUUCCAUAAAGAUUAGAAACUUGGUCUGGUUUGGUCUUAACAAUAUGGGUGUGUGGUAACACAGCAUGCCAAGAUCAAAAGACCUAUCCGAGGCCCUCAGAAGAAAGAUUAUUGAUGCCUAUGAGUCUGGGAGGGGUUACAAAUCCAUUUCCAAGCAAUUCGAAAUACAUAAUUCUACUGUCCGACAGAUCAUCUACAAAUGGAGAAAAUUCAAGACCAAUGGCAAUCUACGUAGGCCAGGUCGUCCAACCAAAUUCAGCCCAAGAGCUGGGCGAAAGAUGCUCAUAGAAGUCUCUAAGAAGCCCAGAGUAACAUCAAGGGAUCUACAGGCCUCUCUUGCCACAAUCAAUGUUGAAGUGCAUGAGUCAACUGUCAGAAAGAGACUGCAUAAACUUGGCCUACAUGGGAGGUCAGGAAGGAAGAAGCCUCUGCUCUCAAAAAAGAAUAUGACACGACUGACGUUUGCCAGACAACACCUGGGUAAAGACCAAAACUACUGGAACAAUGUGCUCUGGACAGAUGAGUCAAAGGUGUAGUUGUUUGGCCCCAAUGCCAGACGCCAUGUUUGGUGAAAACGAAACACUGCCUUUGAACAGAAAAACCUCAUACCAACCGUAAAGCAUGGAGGCGGUGGCAUUAUGGUUUGGGGCUGCUUUGCUGCCUCAGGACCAACUUGCCAUCAUUGAGUCAACCAUGAAUUCCAUAUUGUACCAGAUAAUUCUUGAGGAGAAUGUGAGGCCAUAUGUCAAAAAGCUGAAGCUGAACCGAACAUGGAUCUUGCAACAGGACAAUGAUCCAAAACACACAAGCAACGCUACAACAGAAUGGCUCAAAAAUAAGAAAUGGAGGGUUAUGGAAUGGCCGAGUCAAAGCCCAGAUCUCAAUCCUGUCGAAAUGCUGUGGGGGGACUUGAAGCGGGCCGUGCAUGCAAGAAAGCCCUCGAACAUGACAGUUGAAGUAGUACUGUAAAGAAGAGUGGGCAAAUUGCAGAAUUGCAUUUCUGUUGUUUUUUUAUUAAUAAAUGAUUGCAAAGUAUAAUCUUUCAGUGUAAUUUGUUAAAUUAGGUUACCUUUAUCUGUCAAAAGUGUUGAAGUGAAGAUUACAUAUCCAUCUGUCCAAAUAUGUACAAAAAAAGACAACUUUCCAGGGAGUGUACUUACUUUUUCACAUGACUGUAUCUCCAUGACAUCACUUUGAGAUCCAAGAUGUAGACUUGUAAUGUGUGUGCAUAAUGUGUGUUUCAGAAAUGAGAAAAAUUGAUAUACUGUGUAGUCGUAUGAAAGAAUAGAGAGAGAGAGAGAGACACCCACUAGUGCAGUUGCUCUAUGUCCUAUUUUAGCUGAACAGAUGAAAUGCCUUCAGUUUGAUUGAAUGUAUUGCAAAUAUUGGGAAUGUUUUGGUGAACUGCCACCUCCAAAAGAAAAAGGGGUUCAAAACCAAAAGUCACAGACGUCAUUCGAUUAUCAUUCCAACUGUACAAAAGGAUAAUUAGUAAGAUAAAUCAUUGGCCUUGUGCUGAAAAUGAAAAGUUAGCUAGUGGCCACAUUAGAGACUAUCAUAACACCACAAGGAACAUGUUGCUUGAAUAUUGGGACUUACAAAUCUACUGUAGUAUGAUCAUACCGCUAGUCUUUUUUUAAAAAUGAAAAUGAAAAUCUCCAAUGACUUUGUGUCUGUAAAUUGUGUAAGCUUCUCUUUUUUUUUGCAGUGUUUUUCUACUCAUGUACAUGAUUCAUGGCUCAUUCAAGUUAGCUGUCAAUACAAUUACUGUCCAACCUGUGGUGUUUUAUUUAUAGAUUUGGGGGUAUUUCAUAUUAAUGUGAAACUUUUAUCUGCUUAAAAAAAAGAAGGAAAUAGAAAACAACACCAUACAACAAAGCAACAGAAUAAAAAGUUCAUAAUA